Molecule: messenger RNA, 1485 nt
Organism: Halteromyces radiatus
Lineage: Eukaryota; Fungi; Mucoromycota; Mucoromycetes; Mucorales; Cunninghamellaceae
Product: polynucleotide kinase 3 phosphatase-domain-containing protein
Exons: 8
Coding region: 291-1445 (384 amino acids)
Biological process (GO): DNA repair
Molecular function (GO): double-stranded DNA binding; polynucleotide 3'-phosphatase activity; ATP-dependent polydeoxyribonucleotide 5'-hydroxyl-kinase activity
Source: RefSeq, a predicted model, not a curated record
UACUUUGAUCUUGCUCAUUCACACCCCGACCUCUUUUUUUUUCUGAACAAUUCUAUCAUUUUUCUCUUUUUUUCCCUUUCUGUUUUCUUUUCCAUUUAUGAUAUGAAGCGCAGCAAGUCAACCUUAAACGAAGAAAACAAUAAAAAAACGAAACAAAGUAAAGUUUCAUUUUUUUUAUUUUAUUUUUUAUUUUAGUUACUAUUGAUAUAACACUUUUAUCUUCUUUUUUUUUUUCUUCUCUUUCUGCAGUACAUCCAUUCUUUAGUAACAAUUCACAAAACGAUUCAAGAAUGAAGAUCAAGUGGCAUUCAAGACUUCCGUCUGUCUUGAUCUGUGUUUCGAAAGGUUUAGAUCGAGCAAAAGCAAAAGUGGCAGCAUUUGAUCUAGAUAGCACAUUGAUUACCACCAAAUCUGGAAAAACUUUUGCUAGUAAUAGUGAUGAUUGGAAGUGGUGGCAUACAAAUAUUCCUGAACGAUUGAUGGAUCUUUAUUCUCAAGGUUAUAAAAUUGUUAUAUUUUCAAAUCAAAAUGGAUUGAAUAGUGAAAAACGAAUCAGGGAUUUUAAAAUAAAGUUAGAUACUAUACUUGGACAGUUAUCAAUGCCCGUACUUUUAUAUGCUGCUAUGAAGAAAGAUCAAUAUCGGAAACCAAUGACUGGGAUGUGGGAAGAUAUGAUAAAAGAAUACAAAGAUGAUGAUGUGACUAUUGACUUAAAACAAUCUUUUUAUGUUGGAGAUGCUGCUGGUAGACUUGAUGGUUGGAAACAUAAAAUGAAAAGAGAUCAUUCUUGCGCGGACAGAAAAUUCGCUCACAACAUUGGUAUCAAAUUCUAUACGCCCGAAGUUUUCUUUCACAAUGAAAAGGAAGUCGAUUUUAGUUGGGGUGAUUUUAAUCCACAUUCAUAUUCUAUGGCCAUUCCAUUAUUCACACCUACUUGUAGUCCUUUAAUACCUCAAAGUCAUGAUGAUUCCAAAGAGAUGAUUAUAUUCGUUGGAAGUCCAGCAAGUGGAAAAUCAAGUUUUGCCAAAAAACAUUUGAUUCCUCAUGGAUAUGAAUAUAUCAAUCAAGAUACUUUGAAAACAAAAGCAAAAUGUUUAAAAGCCUGUGAAGAAGCCAUUCAGCAAAACAAAUCAGUAGUGAUCGACAAUACCAAUGGUACUAGUGAUGUUCGGGCAGAAUAUCUCAAUUUAGCAAGAAAACAUGAUUUACCAGCUCGAUGUUUUUAUUUUGUAGCAGAUGAACACUUAUGUCGGCACAACAAUUACUAUCGGCAUAUUCGACAAAAGGAAAGCCGUGAUCUUCUUAGCGAGAUUGUUUUCCGAACGUACAAAUCAAGAUUUCAAGAACCAACACUGGAUGAAGGUUUUGCAGAAAUCAAGAAAAUCAACUUUGUAUUUGAAGGAGACGAUGAUGAUUUGAUGGCUUGGCGAAAAUGGUAUCUAUAGCAUAGAAAACGUCUCCUUCCUAUAGUUUUAUAUCCAUCUC